GGCACCGGCGGCACCGGCGGACGGACCGAGCCCCCGGCCAUGGCCUCGGCGCUCCGGCUGCCGCUGCUGGCCGCCGCCCUGCUCUGCGCCCCGGUGAGGGGUGACGGGGAGCCCCCGGAUCCCGUGUUCCUGCCGGCGGAGCUGGAGGUCCUUGGGGUGCCCGAGUCCUACCGGCUGCAGAGGGUGGAUCAGGACGUGGCCCCCAACUCUUCCCUGCACACCCGCUCCGAGACAUUCCUGCUGCUUCGUGCCGGAUCCCAGGCCCUGGUCCAGGCCACCUACCCCCCGUUCAGCAUCCGCCAGGAGGUGUCCGUGGAGAGCCCCCGCGGCUCAGCAGCUUGGGCCAUCCGCGCCGUGUCCCUGGAGAGCUCGGUGUCCCCUGCUGAGCCUGUGGCACGUGUCCUCUUCCAUCUGCACGGGCCCGACUGGAUGCCUGGGAAGCAGGAUCAUGCUGGGACCCAGAAUCAUCCCAAGGACUGGGACCAUCCUGGGGUCUGGGAUCACCCUGAAGUCCGGGACCAUCCUAGGGGUCAGGGUCACCGCAGGGACUGGGAUCAUCCCAGGGAGCAGGACCACCCUGGGGUCCGGGAUCACCCCAGGAACGGCGAUCACCCUGGGGAUCGUGACCACCCCAGGGACCAGGACCACCCUGAGCAGCAGGACCACCACGGAGUCUGGGAUCACCCCAAGGACCGGGAUCACCCCAAAGAUCGGCACUACCCUGGGAUCCACGAUCACCCCAAGUACUGGGACCACCUCAAGGACCAGGACCAUCGUGAGCAGCAGGACCACCCUGGGAACUGGGAUUCUUCAAGGGAUUGGGAUCACUCCAGAACUCAGGAUCUCCCCUGUGUCACCCUCCAUGCUCACCACCGUGGGCGGGUGGCCCAGGGGACAUGUCGCCUGCAGGCCCCACUGGGCGUGUGCGUGGUGGAGCUGGAGAUCCCUCCACGCUGGUUCUCCCUGGGAUCCCUCCAUUCCCACCGGAGCCGCCGGCGGGAUUCCGACCUCGUGGAGCCUCCGGAGCGCCCAGAACCAGCUGAGCUGCGCUACAGCGUGGGGGAGUGCGGGGGUCGGGAGCAGGAGGCUCCCAGAAUCCUUGGAAUGCUGGAGCUGCGGGCAGGAGAGCCGGAGCGGCGGCAGGAGGUGCGGCUGGACGAGAAGGUGCUGCUGCGUGUCCCCAAUGUCCCCCUGCGGCCCGGGCAGCACUUCACGGCCACCAUCGCCCUGUGCCACAACUUCACUGCCAACAGCCUGACCCUGAGGAUCAAGGCCAAGAAGGGCCUGCAGGUGGUCUCCGCCCAUCCCACAAUUCCCAGUGCCUGGAGCGUGCACCUGGAGCGUUCCCGUGGUCCCAAGCACUCCACGGCUGUGGUGACAUGCCGGCGACUUGGAGACAUCCCUGCCAUCCAUGACAGCUCCAGGGUGUCUGAGCCGGCCGCGUUCCUAGACCUGGAUGUGUCGGUGGAAAACGGGACGGGGGGGCUGGCGCCGGCGCGGCCCCUCACGUGGCAGGUGGAGUAUCCCGGCCAGGAUCCCGAGGCACAGAAGGACAAACUGGUCUGGGAAAUCCAGGUGUCGGAGCGGGACGUCCGUGCCCUUGUCCCACUGGUGCAGGAGCUGGAGAUCCUGAACACGGCACCGCUGACCGGGAUCCCCCGCGUUAUCCCGGUCAAACUGGUGGCUGUGGAAGCAGGGGGCGGAGUGUCCGAGCUCACGGAUCCCGUAGGAUGCGAAUCCGCUGACAAGCAGGUGCUGCAGGUGUCGGAUUCCUGCGACCUGGUGUUCGUGGGGGGCAAGGAGAGCCGAGGGGCGCGGGGGGCCCGCGUGGAUUUCUGGGUGCGCCGGCUGCGGGCGGAGCUGAGCUUCUCCGUCUGGGCUCCACUGCUCCCGCUCCGUGUCCAGCUGGGAGAUCCCAUCCUGGAGCAGCUCCGUGGCUGGAGACUGCCCGGGGGGCCUGACAGUGCCGUGGUCGAGUCCGAGGACCCCGCAGAGGAGCCGGAGCGGCGGGCGCGGGGCUGCCGGCCCCAGUUCCAGCGCACGGAGCUCCGUGUCCUAGCACACUUUGUGGCCCACCCCCUGGAUGGUGGCCGUCACCUGUCCUACCUGCCCAGCCCUGAGUGGCUCCUGGAUGUCACCCACCUGGUGGCUGCCCGGACCCGUAUCCAGGACCCCCGUGUGGCCUCACUGGAAGCGGGGGCCGUGGUGGUAGGCCGGGAGCCUGGAGUCACCUCCGUGGAGGUGCGCUCCCCGCUCUCCGACUCCAUCCUGGGGGAGCAGACGCUGGUGGUUUCUGAGGAGAAGGUGACAGUGACAGAGCUCCACGCCCAGGUGGUGGCUGGGCUCUCCUUAUCCCUGCGGACACAGCCGGAUCAUCCUGGCAUGGUCACCACCACUGUCCUGGGGACACCCACGCUACGGGCCCUCAAGCAGGAAGCGACCCUGUCCAUCUGGUUGUCCUUCUCUGACCACACGCUGGCCCCUCUGGAGCUCUACGGGUGGCACGACGUGGCCUUGACCGUGACGUCCCUCGACCGCGCCGUUGCCACCGUCAGGGGGUCCCCUGGGGUCCCCGCUGCCCACCCGUGGGUGGUGGCCGAGGGGCCGGGCCGGGGGGCCCUGCUCCAGCUCAGCCUGCACCCCCCGGAUGUGUGCCGGCGUGGCCGGCACCGCGCGGCCGCCCUGGCCACCGGCACCGCCUGGCUCGAGGUGGGGGUCCCCUCUCCCGGGAGCCCCCGGCCCUUCCCGCGGGCUGAGGGUGCCAUGUCCGGGGAAGCGGUGACCGUGGGACAGAGGGACCCCGCGGGCGUGGGGCCAGCAGCCACCAAGCUCCAGGGGUCUUCCUCGGAGGAGGAUGAGGAGGAAGGCUACGGACGCAACCGCGUCGGCAUGGAAGAGGAGGAGGAAGAGGAGGAGGAGAUGGUGAAGGCUCCGGAGCGGGUGACUGACCUGGAAAUUGGGAUGUACGUGCUCCUGGGAGUCUUCUGCCUCGCCAUCUUCAUCUUCCUCGUCAACUGCAUCUUCUUCGUGCUCCGGUACCAGCAGAAGGAGCUGCCCGAGCGGGCGGGACCCCCCUCGGCCCCGCAACCCCACAACUGGGUCUGGCUGGGCACCGACCAGGAGGAGCUGAGCCGGCAGCUGGAUCGGCAGCAGCUGGAUCGGCCACAGCUGGAUCGCCGGCAGCCGGAACCCCCGGCAUCCCCGGGCCCCCCCUGUGGCUGCGGGGGCCCCCCGGGCUCCGGCGAGGACGGGGCUCCCCCCGGCUCCCCGGCCCCCGGAGCGCCGCUGCCCCGCAAGGAGGGAUCGGCUCCAGGCGGCGGCCGCAGGAAGCGGGUGGAGUUUGUCACCUUUGGCCCCCCCCGUGUCCCCGAGGAGCCCCCCCCGGCAGCCCCCCAUGUCCAGUCCAUCCUGGUGGCCAGCGAGGACGACAUCCGCUGGGUGUGCGAGGACAUGGGGCUGCGGGAUCCCGAGGAGCUCCGGAGCUACAUGGAGAGGAUCCGCGGCAGCUCCUGACCCCGAGGGGGCGACUCCCGGACCCCCCAAUUCCCGGGCAAACCAGUAAGGGCCCGACCUCCUCCCCGUGCCGUGCUGGGGGGACAC
Messenger RNA from Vidua macroura (Pin-tailed whydah), 3600 nucleotides. It is a transcript of the gene TMEM132A, whose product is annotated as transmembrane protein 132A. The record is from RefSeq and is a predicted model, not a curated record. NCBI's taxonomy places the organism in Eukaryota, Metazoa, Chordata, Aves, Passeriformes, Viduidae.